AAUAGUAGUAAAAAAUGGAAUUAUAUGAAAGAAGAGAAAAGCAGAAGUGGGGAAGGAAGUGCGUGAAGCGAUGAAUUAAAGGAGUUAUAUGAAAGGGAAGGGAAAGGGUAAAAAAGAGUUGAGUAAUAUCGAGAAUGGGUUUGAUGUCAGUGGUGGAGUGGUUGGUGGUGUACCAGCCAAGAAUCCUGAACUUCACAUGGAACCCUCCUCACACACCCUUCUCCUCCCCUCUCUUCCUAUCUCUCUCAAUCAUAACAUACCUCUCACUCACUCUCCUUCUCACCUACCUCAUCCCUCUCCCACCCAUCCCUCCCCGCCUCCUGAAGCCCAUAACCGCCCUCCACAACCUCACCCUCUUCCUCCUCUCCCUCUUCAUGGUCCUGGGCUGCGCCCUCACCCUCCUCACCCACACCCCACACCUCCGCUGGGCCAUCUGCUUCCCACCCGCCACACCCCCCUCCGGGCCCCUCUUCUUCUGGGCCUACGUCUUCUACCUCUCUAAGUUCCUCGAAUUCCUUGACACCCUCUUCAUCAUCCUCUCCCGCUCAACCCGACGCCUCUCCUUCCUCCAUGUUUACCACCACUCCACCGUCGUUCUCAUGUCCUACCUCUGGCUCCAAACCUCCCAGUCCCUCUUCCCCAUCGCCCUCCUCACCAACGCCUCCGUCCACGUCGUCAUGUACGCCUACUACUUCCUCACCGCCCUCUCCUUCCGCCCCUCCUGGAAGCGCGCCGUCACCGACUUCCAGAUCCUCCAGUUCCUCUUCAGCUUCGCAAUUUCUGCCCUAAUGCUCCACUACCACUUCUCCACCUCCGGAUGCUCCGGAAUUUGGGGCUGGUGCUUCAAUGCCCUCUUCAACGCCUCUCUUUUGGCCCUUUUUCUUGAUUUUCAUCUCAAGAGUUAUGCUAACAGGAGGAACACCGCCCACAAACGCAUUCUUCACAAGGACUCCUAAUCUUCAUCUUACAAUUACAGUUGUAUGUUUCAUUCUCCUCCCUGCUUCCAACACCCAAAUGGACGUUUUCCUGGUACGUCUUGAUAAAAAUUACGACUUCAAGAGGCUAGCUCUGGAAUGGAAAAAAAUUUCUGUUUUAAAACUUGCGUCUUUAUUCAGUGUUUCUGUUCUUGAGAAAUUGUGCUUUGAAAAUUUGAGUUUUUGAUGCAUACUAUCACUUGAAUUAUGUUAUUAGAUUAUUUGAAUUUUAAAAUUUGAAAGUUGCAAUGAA
Vigna radiata var. radiata (mung bean) is the source of this 1227-nucleotide messenger RNA. Its product is annotated as elongation of fatty acids protein 3-like. Gene Ontology annotation, biological process: fatty acid elongation, monounsaturated fatty acid; fatty acid elongation, saturated fatty acid; very long-chain fatty acid biosynthetic process. The transcript is spliced from 2 exons. Lineage: Eukaryota; Viridiplantae; Streptophyta; Magnoliopsida; Fabales; Fabaceae. The record is from RefSeq and is a predicted model, not a curated record. Gene Ontology annotation, cellular component: endoplasmic reticulum membrane. Bases 135 to 956 code for a protein of 273 amino acids. Gene Ontology annotation, molecular function: fatty acid elongase activity.